GAUCAUACUCACAACAAAGGUUUUGGGACCUUGUUACUGUUUGAAUAAGGCUUGGGGGAUAAAAGGAGAGGCCCCAUCACCGACUGAGAGAACACAUUAAUAAGAGCCUACUCGCCCCGCUUAGAGACAAUUCAACUCAGCCCCUCAACACGCAAAACACAAACACAACAACGCUCGACUCUCAUGUUUAGGACCUUGCAAAGAUCCAUCAAGGCCCCAGUCAAAAGCUUGAUGGAUCCAGGCCAAAUACAGAGAAUUUCCGGGAGGUAUCGCAUGCCACCGGAAUGGCAAAAGCACUCUCAAACGUUAACUGCAUGGCCAUCUCCCGCCUCUAUUGUAGACGAGAAGAUCCUUCGACAAGCACGCGCGGAAGUCUCGGCUCUAUCCAAUGCGAUUUCCCGCUUCGAGCCAGUCACGAUGCUUGCCCGCCCGGAAGACGUUCAUGAAGCGUCUGCAACAGUGUCUGAUAACGUUACCGUGCGACCACUGGCCGUAAGUGAGCUUUGGAUUCGCGAUACAGGACCGGUCUUUGUUCAUGGAACGCAAAAUGGUUUUUCUACUGGGCUCAAGCUGAAUUUCAAUUACUGGGGGGCGAAGAUACCAUCCUCUGGUGAUGAAGCGGUUGCUGCGAAUAUCGAGAUUCCAGAAGCUUCUGUCAUAGACCGUAAGGAUAAAAAGGACGGAAGUGCGCCUCAGGGAAGUGUCAUACCUAUUAUUGACGGCGGUUUCACUAGUGAAGGAGGAGCGAUUGAGGUCGAUGGAGAUGGAACCCUUCUGGCGACUGAGAGCUCCAUCGUCAAUGAGAACCGUAAUCCCAGGAAAUCGAAGAAAGAGUUGGAAGAACUAUUCGAGAAAUACUUCGGAAUCCACAAAGUGAUCUGGCUUACUGGGGUCAAAGGCUACGAUAUCACCGACUUUCAUAUCGAUGCCUUUGCGAGAUUCAUCAAAGAGGGCCAGGUUCUUCUCAGCACACCCUCUGAACGUGCUGAUCCGCUGGUGAUCCAAGCCUACAAAGAGGCCAAGGAAAUCUUGAGAAACGCGACAGAUCAUCGAGGAAGACGAUUGGAGGUCUUUGAAGUUGAAGAGCCUCAUCCCAGUGACCUCCCUGGUGAGAAUUGGGAUCAUUUCGAUGUGACCGUUGCUUCAUACGCCAACUACUACCUCCCCAACGGAGGCCUGAUCAUGCCACGCUUCGGAGUCGGAAAGCUUGAUGAUGAUGCCUACGAAUUGUUUCGCCAGCACUUUCCAGAUCGGGAGGUUGUUCAGGUUGAUCUGAACAUCCUUCCCAAACUCGGCGGAGGAAUUCAUUGUGCUACACAGCAGGUUCCAAUGGAGGGUUGGUUUGGAAGGGCCGUAUGAAGGGGGGAAUUGAAGUUCUAAUGCUGCGACUUAUGCACUUGGAGACAAUGAUAGUGUGGUAACAGCCAUCCGAGGGCCAAUGUCGGAUAGUACUGACUUUUCUCGAAUUAAUACUCCACUCAAGUUCAUCACUUAAUUCUUUGCGAGAUAGGCAAGAAUGAUAUCGGAAUUCGUAACAGCAGAGUUGAAGGGAUACAUCUAUUUCGCAUAAAAGGUGUCUCUUAAUCGUUGAUUCAUACCAUCGCUUUAGUAAUACAAGAAUUCAUCUUCUAACAUCGACGUCCAGCCUGUCUCAAUUUCCGUUGCUGCACCUGGCAUUGACGUCCAGGCGGUCUCAAUUGUCGUUGCUGCGCCUAGCAUCGUCGUCCUCCCAUUCUUCUACCACCGCCCAUCAUGCCUCCCAUGCCUCCACCCAUGCGUCGUCCACCUCCCAUUCCUCCCAUCAUACCGCCGCCUCCCAUGCCUCCACCCAUGCGACCUCCACCAUGGUGAUGGUGGUGAACUACCUUGACUGGGCGAGCACCCAUCAUUCCGCCGCCGCCGGAGCUAUAGCGGGGUUGGCUUCUUCGGAAGGGGAGACACAUUGUGAUUGCAGUUGUGGUUUUGUGGUUUUGAAGUGAUUUGAGUUGUUGAAGUUGUGAUGGUUGAGUUGGUUGCUGACUUGCUGUGGAGAUAACUCGUUAUAGGUUCUGUUGAGUUUGGAUGUGUUUAGAGUUUGUUGAUAAGGUAUGUGAUAGAGGGUAUCUGAAGAGUUU
This is a messenger RNA of Fusarium odoratissimum NRRL 54006, 2114 nucleotides long. RefSeq lists its product as uncharacterized. The record is from RefSeq and is a predicted model, not a curated record. Gene Ontology annotation, biological process: putrescine biosynthetic process. The coding region runs from base 184 to 1359 and encodes 391 amino acids. NCBI's taxonomy places the organism in Eukaryota, Fungi, Ascomycota, Sordariomycetes, Hypocreales, Nectriaceae. Gene Ontology annotation, molecular function: agmatine deiminase activity; protein-arginine deiminase activity. The transcript has a single exon.